Messenger RNA from Gryllus bimaculatus (two-spotted cricket), 366 nucleotides. Lineage: Eukaryota; Metazoa; Arthropoda; Insecta; Orthoptera; Gryllidae. The record is from the annotation of a GenBank genome assembly.
AUGGUGGGAGAGUAUUUGAGUAACCAAUACCUUUAUUGGGAUAGUCCGUUGCUGCUCAUUGAAGUCACGUCAGAGCUUGAACGAGUUCGACCUCAUUUCUACGGCGAUCAAUCUGCCCUGUCGGCGGCGCACAUGAAGAUGGAUCACUUGAGAGGAUCUGACAGAGCAGUGCGGUUCCGGUGGAUGGCCCAUUUGGCGUGGCCACUCCUAGCACUAAUCGACGGGCCACCGACGUCGCCCACUGCUUGUGGAGUUGACCAGACGAAAGUGGAGAACAGCAGCGUGGGUGGAACAGAGCGGUACUGCGUUGGCAGCGACUUCUUGAAAUCGCUGCCUUCGAUGAAUGCCGCAGCUGUGAUCUUGUAG